Phaedon cochleariae (mustard beetle) is the source of this 1686-nucleotide messenger RNA. Lineage: Eukaryota; Metazoa; Arthropoda; Insecta; Coleoptera; Chrysomelidae. The record is from the annotation of a GenBank genome assembly.
GUUGAAUUUAAAUAACCUUGACCAGAAAUGUCUUGAAUUCAGUUUUAUUCAAUCGUUGAACGGAACCUAACUGAACUCACGUUUAUUUUAUAAUACCAAAAAUGUCCCUCAUAUUACGAAUCAAACAAGUAGGAGGAAUGUCAAAAAUUGCAAGUGGAAAUUGGAUCUGUCAACUCCAUCAUCAUUCAUCAAGAGGAACUGCAUCAUUCAACUGGCAAGAUCCUCUGAACCUGGAGUCAUUAUUAACAGAAGAUGAAAAACUAAUUAGAGAUCAAUUCAAAUCAUACUGCCAGGAAAAUUUGCUGCCACGAAUCAAAGAAGCGAAUAGACGUGAAGUUUUUGAUAGAGAUAUAAUGACCGAAGUUGGUCGACUAGGUGUUCUUGGUUGUACGAUAAAAGGAUACAACUGUGCUGGAGUAUCGAAUGUGGCUUACGGGUUGCUGACGAGGGAAGUUGAAAGAGUUGAUAGCUCUUAUAGAUCGGCGGUUAGUGUACAAUCUUCGCUGGUGAUGGGGGCCAUCUACGACUAUGGCAUGGAGGAACAGAAGAAGAGGUACCUGCCACUUCUAGCUAGUGGUGAAUUGGUCGGCUGUUUUGGACUUACUGAACCCAAUCACGGCAGUGACAUAGGGCUAAUGGAAAGUAAAGCAAAAUAUGACCCUACUUCAAAAACAUAUGUUCUUAAUGGAAGUAAAACAUGGAUAACAAACUCUCCAAUAGCUGACAUACUCAUAGUAUGGGCAAGAUGUGAUGACUCUAAAGUUAGAGGAUUUAUAAUAAAUCGAAAAGAACAUGGCAAGGGGCUGGAAACGCCCAAAAUCGAAGGGAAAUUUUCAUUGAGAGCAUCGACAACAGGAAUGAUCCUAAUGGAUAACGUGAUAGUGCCCGAAGACCAUGUACUGCCGAACGUGGAAGGUAUGCGUGGUCCUUUUGGGUGUCUAAACAAUGCCCGGUAUGGGAUCGCUUGGGGAGCCCUGGGCGCGGCCGAAAACUGCCUGGAAAUUGCAAGGAAUUACACUUUGGAGAGGCGACAGUUCAACAGACCACUUGCAGCUAAUCAAUUGGUACAGAAAAAACUGGCAGACAUGUUGACGGAUAUUGGACUGGGUCUGAUGGGAUGUUACCAAGUUGGAAGGUUGAAAGAUGAAAAAAUGCAUACACCAGAGAUGAUUUCACUUCUGAAGAAGAAUAAUGUACAAAAAGCACUGGAAAUUGCCAGAACUGCAAGAGAUAUGUUGGGUGGUAAUGGUAUUUCGGAUGAGUAUCAUGUUAUAAGGCAUUUAAUGAAUUUAGAAGCAGUGAAUACCUAUGAAGGUACUUAUGAUAUUCAUACUCUGAUUUUGGGGCGUGCAAUAACGGAUAUUGCUGCUUUUUGAUACCAUUAAUCUAUAGAAAAAGGAUGCGCAUACUAAGUACACCCAACAAACAAUCAGAGUGCAUGUGUGAAUAUUCUUCACAACUGGCAUCUUUGAAGAAUAUAGGUACAUCAAUGAACAGAAGGACUGAAAUACAAAUUCUUCAUAUAUUUGUGAUGUAAAUUACUAUUCUAGAAUCACUAUUUUCCUGUCAUCAAAUAAUAGAAUGAACAGAAGGACUGAAAUAAAAAUUCUUUAUAUAUUUUUAAUGUAAAAUAUUAUUCUAGAAUUACUAUUUUCCUUUCAUCAAAUAAUACAUACAACAAAUUUU